AAUUAUUUUAUUUCAGGGUGGAAACGGUAGAGAAAGAAAACGUAAAAACUCGUCCAACCCGUAAAAGAGCAUUACCUAUUAAGAAGUAUUAUUCAGAUAGUGAUGACAUAAAUGAUGACUAUGAGUUCAUACCAGUAACCAAAAAGAAAAAUAAGAAAGGUUCCAAGGAAGUAGUAGAAUUAAUUAUAAAGAGUAGUAAAGAUGGGACCAAUCGAAGAAGAAACAAUGACAUAAAUAAACAAUGGCCUUGCAAGAAAUGUAAUGAAAUUAUGCCCACGAAAAGAAAAUUACUUGCUCAUAGAAAAUCAGAACAUCCAAAGGUGGAUGUUGAAGAACAUACAUUCAAAUUUGAUGACCAUCAAGAACUUUACGUUUGUAAUACUUGUUCGGCAGAAUACAUAGAAAAAGAUGAAAUAGAACGACAUGUGAAAGCACACGAGGAAAAAUUUGAAUGUAAUAUUUGCAAUUCAAAAUUCAAGAAAGCUUACGAUUUUGGUACUCACAAUUCCACUCAUGAUCCUGAGAAAAUGUUUCGAUGUCCACUAUGUCCGUAUAGUACAGCGAAAAGAACGGGGUUCCUUGUCCACAUAAAUUACACGCAUUUGAAAAAAUUUGGUUACGUAUGCGAAACUUGUGGAAAAGGGUUCAAUGAUUUAAUUUUGUACAAAGAACAUAACAACGAGCACUUGGGGGUGAAACCAUUUUUUUGUAUCGUUUGUUCUAAGAGUUUCACCUACUCUAGGUAUCUUCACACCCACCAAGUACGAUCACAUAGAGUAGGUAUCGAUGGUCAGUUAUUACCUAAUCAGUGCUCUGUAUGUAACAAGGUUUUCAGCAAGAUGACUACUCUUCAGAAGCAUAUAUUGGAUCGCCACGUGAAAAAAGAGCUACCUCAUGCGAAAAAGCAUCUCUGUGAUACGUGUGGCAAAGGUUUUGCUCAAAAAAACAAGCUGAGAAUGCAUUACAGGGUCCACACCGGAUUCAAACCUUACACUUGUACGUACUGCGCCAAGAGUUUUACAAAAAAAGAUUAUCUAGUUAUGCAUGAAAGAGUGCACAGUGGCGAGAAACCAUAUUCUUGUAAAUUCUGUGGAAAGUGUUUCAGUCAGGGAGCGCCAUUGAGAAUUCACAUUCGAACUCACACCGGGGAGAGACCUUACAUCUGCCAAUUUUGUUCUGCAGGAUUCACUUCUCGAGGUGCACUCAAUAUGCACUGUAAAAAUUGUACUGGGUGUAUGUGAAUUGUUCUUUGUGAAAAUAUAUACAUCAUCAAUCGUUGAA
Molecule: messenger RNA, 1281 nt
Organism: Leptinotarsa decemlineata (Colorado potato beetle)
Lineage: Eukaryota; Metazoa; Arthropoda; Insecta; Coleoptera; Chrysomelidae
Product: zinc finger protein 239-like
Source: RefSeq, a predicted model, not a curated record